This is a messenger RNA of Brassica napus (rape), 2192 nucleotides long. Its product is annotated as pentatricopeptide repeat-containing protein At1g62720-like. The coding region runs from base 574 to 2031 and encodes 485 amino acids. Gene Ontology annotation, molecular function: protein binding. Lineage: Eukaryota; Viridiplantae; Streptophyta; Magnoliopsida; Brassicales; Brassicaceae. The transcript has a single exon. The record is from RefSeq and is a predicted model, not a curated record.
UAUUUUGUUUUUUGGUAAAGUAUAAUUAGUAAUACUUGUCCCAAAAGAUGAGUACGUAAUUUUAUAAGCUUGUAAUUUUUUUAACAAUUUAUUGUCCUAUUGUUUUGUGUUUGUAAAUGUAAAUUUUAAUAUUAAUUGAGACCUAUAAUGAUUUAUAGUGCUUUGUAAUUGAAAUUAGGGGAUAUUAAUUACAGAUGAGUUAAAAAAUGAUUAUACUGUUGACGAUUUCCAAAAGAAAAAAGAAAACAACCAAAGACUCGCUGCUCGCUCAGUUGUCUGAUUUACGACACAACAGAGAACAUGCAAAACAUUGUCAAGACACGUAUAUAUAGGCGGGACCCACAAAUUGCUAUUUUCCACCGUUACAAGGACAGCAUCGGUUAGGACUGAACCAAAUCUCUACGUAACCGAUUUUGAUUAAAAAUGUUAAACCGUGACUGAACCGGUUUCCAAAAUCUCGCCUAUCGUCUCCCCCACUUGGAAGAUAAUAGGGUUUUUAUUACAGGGUUUAAGCCAUUUACAGACAGACACACACAGAGAGGUUAUGAAUAACCAAACCCAAUCAAAAAUCAUAUGAAGAGAUCGAUUUCGACUUCAAUUGCAUCGAAAGCUAAGAACUUUCUCAAUCAUCGCCGUCUUCUUGAGAGAGGUAAUCCUCUAACUGCUCCUUUCUUUAACCGUUACUCUUACACGACACGAACUCUCUCUACCUCCAAGAGACCGAAAGACCCACUUAAACUGUUCUGUCUCAUGAUUCAAUCUCGUCCCCUUCCUUCAAUUGUCGAAUUCAGCAAACCGCUGAGUCAACUCGCCAAAACCAAGAAGUUCGAUCUUGUGAUCUCUCUCUUCAACCAGAUGGAGACUCUUGGAAUCACGCAUGAUCUUUACACAUACAACAUCGUGAUCAACUGUUUAUGCCGUUGCUCUCGGUUCUCCAUUGCUUUAUCUGUUAUUGGGAAGAUGAUGAAGCUUGGUUUCCACCCUGAUGUCGUCACGCUUAGCUCUCUGAUCAAUGGGUUCUGUCAAAGGAACAGAGUUUUCGAUGCUAUAGAGUUAGUUGCUAAAAUGGAGGCAAUGGGGUGUAAACCAGACGUUGUCAUCUACAACACCAUCAUCGACGGUUUCUGCAAGAACAGGCUGGUGAACAACGCUUUGGAGCUCUUCGAACAGAUGGAUAAGAAUGGAGUUAGAGCGGAUGUUGUUACUUACAACUCUCUUAUAACCGGUCUUUGCAGCUCCGGUAGAUGUAAUGACGCUGAUCUUCUCUUGAGAGAUAUGGUGAUGAGGAACGUUGUUCCUAAUGUCAUUACUUUCACUGCGUUGAUCGAUGCGUCUGCGAAAGAAGGGAACCUUUUGGAGGCUGAGAAGCUUCACGAGGAGAUGGUUAAUAGGUCUAUAGUUCCUGAUGUUUUCGCUUACAACUCGAUGAUCAACGGGCUUUGUAUGCACGGUCGAGUAGACGAGGCUAAACAAAUGCUUGAGGUGAUGGUGACAAACGAGUGCUUGCCUGAUAUAGUGACUUAUAACACUCUCAUAAAUGGGUUUUGCAAGUUUAAGAGAGUAGAUGAUGUGAUGAAACUCUUCAGCGAGAUGUCGGAAAGAGGAUUAGUACGAGAUACGGUUACGUACAACACUAUAAUCCAGGGCUAUUUUCAAGUGGGCAAACCAGAUACUGCUCAGGGGGUUUUCAGACGGAUGGAUUCUCCUCCCAGUCUAAGGACUUACAGCAUUUUGCUAUAUGGUCUGUUUAAUAACGGGAAGGUUGAGAAAGCGUUGGUUGUAUUCCAGGAUAUGCAGAAGAGUGGGAUGGAUCUUGAUGUUACUAUAUAUAAUAUCAUGAUUCACAUAAUUUGCAAGGCUGGUUAUGUGGAAGAUGCUUGGGACUUGUUUUGUAGCCUCACGGACAAUGGAGUUGAGCCUGAUGUUGUAUCGUACACUACCAUGAUCUCAGGGUUUUGUAGGAAACGCCUGUGGCGUGAAGCAGAUGAGUUGUAUAGAAAAAUGCAUGAAGAUGGGCUGCUUCUACUAUAGCAGAUUGUACAUUCUGUGAAACUGUAUAUUGUUUGAAGGAAAAAGAAACACAUUAUUGUAUUUUUUUUUCUCUGUUGCCUAUUGUAAUUUUGAAUGAUUACAAGUAAAAAUGUAAACAAGCUGGGAGAGUUAUGUAAUAAUGUCUGAAGUUAUUCAUAACA